Molecule: messenger RNA, 5280 nt
Organism: Topomyia yanbarensis
Lineage: Eukaryota; Metazoa; Arthropoda; Insecta; Diptera; Culicidae
Gene: cg
Product: zinc finger protein 665
Exons: 12
Coding region: 559-3330 (923 amino acids)
Biological process (GO): regulation of transcription by RNA polymerase II
Cellular component (GO): nucleus
Molecular function (GO): RNA polymerase II cis-regulatory region sequence-specific DNA binding; DNA-binding transcription factor activity, RNA polymerase II-specific
Source: RefSeq, a predicted model, not a curated record
AACCUAUCACAGUUAAGUGUAGCUGCGGGAUAACACAGCGACAUUUCUCGCGCGCGGACACAUCUGACGAUUCGGUUGUGCACUUAGAUGCACUUGUUUUAUUUUAUAAAACGUACACAAGAGCGAGUUGCACUAAUUGGGUUUAUUCGAUGCGGUAGUUAAUUUUAAUACUUUUUCCGAUGCCCAUUUUUCGAUUAUGCGCGCCAUGGCUGACCCAGCGUCAUGAGCAAAAUUCUUUCAUAAAAUGGCGUCUCCCAUGAAAUUAUUUUACCCCGGCGACAUUGCAGGUACUUUGGUCGAUUAGUAAAAAAGUGUUAUCAGUCGAAACGUUAUCGGAGACAGCUCAAUUCUUUCGAUGAUAGGGGUAUGGUGAGGAUGAGAAGUGUGAAAGUAUAAAACCGAAAUGAUAUAUUUGUCAAACCGCUGAUGAUAAACUGUCCCAUAUUGUGAAAGAUAAGAAAAAGUGAAUUUAGACACCGCAUAUCGUGCAGGACUUGCGUGUGAAUUGUGUUCGAAUUAAUUAGUUGAUAGUGAGGAAGCGACAGAUAAGGAAACGCAAUGUGUGCGGCUCAAACCAAUCCGGCCGCAAGUUUUAACUACACGUGGGGGUUUGCCGAUAACAACCGCAACGAAUCGGUGGUGGAGAUCAGUCCCAACAUCAAUUACACCGUGAGCGAUGCGACGAUGCCAUACUUGCAGCUACCGGACGGUGCUAGCAUUAUAGUACAGAAGGAUGGCAAGGGUACGAUCACGCACGCCACCAACAAGGGCGCGGUCCGACGGAUGCUCGUGGUCAAUGAUCCGUCCGCGCUACAGCAGGGCACGCAGCGUAUUAUUACGUGUGGUUCCACGGCUACCGUUACCACCGGUCCUCCGGCAGUUAAGAAACAUGAGGUUAUAAAUCAAUCUAAUUCUGCCCUAGCCAACGGAAUCAUCGAUUCAAAGACAAAAAUUAGCCUGACCGCAAGCGCAUCACCUGGUGCCACGGCAUUCAUGUCCCCAAUAGGUCCGAUUCAGCUCACCGCGGAAGAAUGCAACGACAUUUUGAUGAAGCGAGCAGCAGCUGCUGUGGCUGCUAACAAUCAUCAACACUCCAUUACGACCAACACAGACGGCCAUCAUGCUGCAAUCGCAGUUCAAGUGCAAAAGGUGAUCGCAGGGCUCGAAGACAAUGAUGAUUCACAAGCCGCAACUUCGACACAUCAACUGAAAAUCGAGCCAACAAUGAGUAUUUCGCCCAAGUUGGAAGCAGUUGAAAUUGAUUACAGUGAAUACGUUCAACAAGAAUCAGACACCCCCACGCCAAACGUGGUUCCCAAGGAACGACCUUAUUCCUGUGACCAAUGCGGAAAAUCUUUCCUUCUGAAGCAUCAUCUCACAACCCAUGCUCGAGUUCACACCGGCGAACGACCUCACGUAUGCGUUCACUGUGGCAAGGAUUUCGCCCACAAACAUUGUUUGAAUACCCAUCUGUUGCUGCACUCGACGGAUCGUCCCUACCAGUGCCAGGAGUGCAAGAAGAGCUUCACGUUGAAACAUCACUUGCUGACUCACUCACGCGUACACAGUCGCGAGCGGCCUUUUAUUUGUCAAGAAUGUGGUCGAUCUUUUCCCCUGAAACGUCAUCUAGUGACGCAUAGCAAGUUCCACGCCGGUGAACGACCCUACGUCUGUGAGGACUGUGGGGAAAGCUUUGCCCAGAAAGAACAUCUGGUUAUGCAUUCGCGUUUCCACGGCUCGGUAAAUCCGUUCGUGUGUCCCGACUGCGGCGCCACUUUCCCUCGCAAGUUCCAGCUAGUGAAUCAUGGAAAACUGCACGGGCGUAUACCGCACUCGUGCACACUGUGCGGAAAGGAAUUCCUACAGAAGCGGACGCUUGCUGCCCACAUGAGGAUUCACACAGGCGAUCAGCCAUUUCCGUGCAUCGCCUGUGGUGAAGGAUUCCGCACUAAAUCUGAGCUGAAUGCCCAUAACCGUUUAACCCACGGUGGUGUAAACCCAAACUCAUCAAACACCACAAUUAUAACCACAAACACGGUCGUCACAAGUAACGCUCAACAGCAAGCCCAGGCACAAGCACAGGCUCAGGCUCAAGCCCAGGCACAGGCUCAAGCUCAAGCUCAGGCACAACAACAGGCCCAACAACAGGCGGCAGCUCAGGCACAGGCUCAGCAACAGCAACAACAACAGCAGCACAUUGAAGUGCAACAGAUUCAACACCACCAAGGACAGCAGACCGUGCAAGACGUCAACACAGGUAACAUCAUAACCACCAUUGCCACCGGUCAGAGCUCACCGGAAACUUCUCCACGACCACAAUAUGCUUGUCGUGAGUGUGGAAGUGCCUUCAACAGCCGCGAAGCACUUGCUCUUCAUUUACGUCUGCAUACCGGAGACAAGAGCUUGAUGACGGAUCUCUGCGCCCUGACUGCUGCUAUUCCCGGCCACCUGUUUCCAGUCAAUCAAGAAUAUUCACUAAUAGGAGGUGGCACUACCGUUGUUACCACAAAUCCUGUAAUGCAAUCGUCUCCCGUUCCAGUACAAAUUAUCACCUCCUCUGGUCAGGUGGUACAGCAAACGCUACAACCGCAUAGCCCACCUCACCAGCAAAUACACGUUCAGCAGCAUCAACAGCAACAGCAGCAGCAGCAAGUUCAGUCCCAUGCCAAUCACCAACAACAGCAGGUGCAGGUAGUCCAACAGCAACCCCAAGUCCAGCAGCAGGUACAGCACCAACAAACGGUUGUGGUUGCACAGGCGAAACCCAAGUCCCACUACUGCGGGCACUGUGGUAAAGGAUUCGCGGCUAAACAUGGUCUGCUGUUACACAACCGCCGUCAUCCGAACGGCGGUUGUACCGUGCGGACGCACGUAUGUGAGUGUGGUAAAGCGUUCUUCCAGAAGAACCAUCUCAUGCUUCAUCAGCGUCAGCAUCUGGAGCAGAACCAGCGCGGUGGUCAGAACCAAGCGCAGGCGCAACAAAAUCAGCCUCAACAACAGCUAGUUGUGAUCCAACAAACUAACCAGGAGGCAUUGGCCCAGCAGCAACAGCAACAGGCGCAACAACAAGCACAACAGCAACAGCAAGCAGCCCAGCAACAACAAGUUGUCCAACAGCAUCAACUUCAGCAGCAGCAACAGGCACAACAGCAAGCCCAACAACAGCAGCAAAAUCAGGCCCAGAGCAACCAACAGCACGCGAUGCGCAACCUGGUUAUCGCUAACCAGCCUGUGCAGGUACAAUAUGUUCAAGUUCUCGAAAGCAACACUGCGCAGGUCAUCAAGUACGAGAUCAUUCAUGAUUCAUCAAGGCAGUCGAACGUCGAGUGAGAAGAGGCUAUGCUCCGUAUAACCAAACCGGAUGGUACGGAGGAAAUGAAGAAAGUAUUUAUACUAAAGAACGAGGUGGGAUGAAAUUUGCUGAACACCGCUGCAACAACCGCUGCUGCUGCCGCUGCAGCCAAUUCCGGCAAUGCCGGUCCGGUUUCCUCGAUUGUCUCAGUUCCAUCGGCAGCAACAGUGGCGGAUCAAACGGCUCAAGCGAUGACCAUAACUCCCACGGUAACUAGCGCCGGUGGUGGUGGUUUUAUCAUCCAUCAUCCUUCUGGUGCCAUUAUGGCCUCACAACAAGUCCAUCAUCCACUACCAUCACAGCAUGCGCAUUUAUCCAGUAGCACCAAUCAGCAGCACCACCAACACAUACAACAGCAGCAACAUUCAAAUGCAGAUGCUGAGGAUAAGAGCGGUAUUAUUGUAAAUAUGGAUCAUCAACAACAGCAUCAUCAUCAUCACCAACAACAACACCACCAGCAUUCACAGCAGAUAGUUAUGGGAGAUAUAAUGGAUUACAAGGAUGCAUCUAUAAUCAACGCAGGAGGGGGUACAGUGAAUGGAGAUAAUCAUCACAACUACGCGGCUGCUAAUGCUAUUGUUAGUGAAAGCGGCGAUUAUCAGCAUAUCUAUCAGCAGCAGAGAAUGAUUCAACAGCAACAGCAAUCAUCCUUGCCCAGUGGAACCGGAGAAUUUCACCCGGGACGGCAGCCUGAACUGUCUACUAUGAUUAAGAAUGAAACCUUGUAAUAUUAUUCUCCUGUUUGAUUUCGUAGGUAUUCCUAGGAGUAGAAAUUUCCGACAUUGUUUCCAGUGAAACGUGUCGAUUGUUUAUAUUUUGAUAAAGAGUUUUAUUUUGAGCACCCCAUGUUUUCGCUCAGACACAGGCGUAAUACAUGAAUGGCGAUUACCCCGAAGAAAAAUUUAAAAAUAGUUUAAAGUCAGAAUUAUAUGUACAACACUACCUUUGUACAAAAACAAAAAUGAGUUAAUUUAUAGCAUUUUCCUUUUGUUAGGAAUGAUAAGAAUUAAAAAGUGUACAACAUUCAGUUUAAUAAUUUAAGCCAGUGAGCGACAGGAGGAUAGAUAUGUUUAGUUCUGCCGGGCUCUUACCCGAACAGCGUGCGUUACUUAUAAAACAGAGUUUUAAAAUGUGUUGCAGGUUUCACCUCUUUCGCUGUAUGAAUUCUGCUACUAUAACAUACUAAGGUCCCCAAUCGAAUCAGAAAAAAUAUUUUGUGCAGGAAUGAUUGCUGAUCGCGUUUUUAUUAUGGCAGGCUAAAGAAACAGCAAAAUAUAACUAUUUUGUUACACAAAUGAUAACGAUUCAAUAAAAUAGAGUUCAAACAAUCUGUAAAUAGCUAUCAUUUUUCGUGAAGACUACCAAGAGUUUCACGGGUUCCAAAACACUAUUUGCGGCCAUAUAGUUUUCCGUUUUUUAUUUAAACCGGAUGUAUUUUUCCUUAAUACAAAUAAUCAUGCGCUUAUGUUGAAACAAAAAUGGCACUAAAAUCAGCACGAUAUUCCGUGUUAAGCUUGUUUCAUUUUUUUCGUUCUAAGCUCAGUAGGUUAGACAAAGAGACACACAUGUAUGGAAUAUGUGUGUUGUAAUCGAUUCUUGUGAAGAAAUGCAAUCGACCCGUUUUGGAAAGUACUUUUAGUUUUUUUGAAAAAGUCACUAAUGUCACUCAGAAUGGUGUAACAUUUUAAUUAAGUUGAUAAAUUGUAAAAAAAAAACUCCAAAUAUGACAGCUUAUAAAGCUUACGAUUGGGAGUAGCAAACAUUUUUACUUGGAAAGGUGAAGAUGAACCAGACAAUGUAGCGUUAAUUAAUACAACUGUAUCGUAACAUAUUUUGGGGAUAAAAAAUCUGUAAAUUUUAUGGGAAAUGUGUAUCGUCAUGUAAACGCAAGAUUAGAUUUAUGGAUAAUAAAUAUUUUAAUAAUAUAA